Molecule: messenger RNA, 2460 nt
Organism: Plasmodium vinckei vinckei
Lineage: Eukaryota; Apicomplexa; Aconoidasida; Haemosporida; Plasmodiidae
Product: cytoskeleton associated protein, putative
Exons: 3
Coding region: 1-2460 (819 amino acids)
Source: RefSeq, a predicted model, not a curated record
AUGGAAAACAUAUUUAACAAUCCAAAAAAUCUAAAGAUUGGAUCAAGAAUUUUUAGCUGUAAUUUUAGAGCCUCAGAAAAAAAAAGUAGCGAAAAUGAUGAAAACAAAGAUACUAAAAAUAAAAUUCCCAAUGAAAAUGGAGCAAACAAUUCAAAUAUAAAUGAAGACAACACUGAUGAUGAAAAUGCCGAUAAAAAUUUAAAAAUGUAUUUAUUUAAUGAAAAUAUAAAAGUAAAAAUUGGUACAAUUAGAUUUAUUGGACAGUUAAAAAAUCACCCUAAUAAGCACCAAACAUAUUAUGGCAUUGAAUGGGAUAAUGAAUAUGAUGGUAAAAAUACAGGAUGUUUUGAUAAUGAAUUUUAUUUUUUCCCUUUGCAUUUUAUUAAAAAAAAUAAUCCAAAUAUAUAUUAUAAAUAUAAUAAGGAUAAACAUUUAAUACCUAGAAAUGUAGAUGAUUUAAAAAUGUAUGUAAAAAGUUUUUUAUGCGAAAAUACUAACAAUACAGUAAAACCAUGCUCUUUUCUGUCUCUUAAUAAUAUACACGUUGGAAUCACAUUUAUACAAGCUUUAAAUUUUAGAUAUAAUUAUUUUCCAGAUUUAGAUUUAUCUAUAGAAGAUUAUCAAACAAAAAAAGUAAAAAAAGUUAUAUUUUCAGGGGAAGAAAAAGUUUGUAAUUAUUUUAAAAAUUUUGAAAAUUUAAAUAAUAUUACGUUAAAUAAAUGUUUAAUAUAUACAACAGGUUUUAUAAAUAAUUUAUAUUUUCAUAAUCUAGAAAGUUUGUCUUUAUCUAAUAAUCUUUUUUGUCAAUGGAUAGAUAUAUUUAAAAUAAUUAAAAUCGCAAACAAAUUAUCUUAUCUUAAUUUGUCACAAAAUGUAUUUACAAAAUUGACAUUAGAAACCUUACUAUUGUCUAGUUUAUAUGAUAAUACCGAAAUAAAUAAUGGUGAUACGAAAACUGAGAUCAUUCAUGGUGAUAAUAAUGAUACUAAGACUAUGGCUGAUACAAAAGGCAUAAACUUAUAUCACAACAAUUCUGAUCUUAUUUAUUUUGACAACAUAAAAGAACUUUGUCUUGACAAUACAUUAAUAGAUUGGGAUGAUGUAUUAAUUUUAUCAUUUGUUUUUCCAAAUUUGGAAAUUCUUAGUUUAAAAAAUAAUUAUAUAAGAAAUAUCAAAAUUAAAAAUUUACGUAUUAAAAAAAAUUCAAUAAUAUAUAAAUAUAUUACUAAUGAUAAAUAUGUUAGCAUGUUUUAUCCAGAGUUAGUAAACUCAGAAACAAAUUGUUCUUGUGAUUAUUUUACAGUCUCCAAUAAUGUGUCUAAUAUUAAUACGCAUUAUAGUGAACUACCAAUGGAUAAAAUUAAUAGGUCAAGUGAUGACCCCAGCCAAAAUUUAAACAAUUGUAUCGAAAAAUCAAUGAGAACUGCGUGCUGUGAAAAUAUUAAUAAAACUAACGAUACUACAAAAAAUAAUUCAUAUGAUAUAAAUUUUAGUAAUGACAAUAACAGCAGUAGUAGUAGCGAUGAAGAAGAGGGAUGUGAGCAUAUUAAAGUUGAUUUAUUAAAAAAUUUACGAAAAAUUGUUCUAAAUGGUAAUUAUUUAUAUAGUUAUGAAGAAUUAUUUUAUUUCAUAUAUGUAAUAAAGCACAUCGAAUCUAUAUACUUAAAUAAUAAUAAAUUUAGUGACAAUAGUAAUUUAAUAAACAUAGCCUAUAAUAUAUGCACACAAAAGGAAAAAAAAAAUUCUCAAGAUAUAAGUGUAAAUAAUGAAAAUCCUCAAAGUAUAGACCAAUCAGCAUUCGAUGUUAUAAAUAAAAAUUUUAGUCAUAUCAAAGAAUUUUUGUUUGAUAAUAAUGAAAUAAAUAAUUAUGAAACAUUUAGAGAUUUAUUUUAUGUAUUAUAUAAUUUAGAAAUAUUAAAAUUGCAAAAUUACAAAUUUAUGGAAAAAAAAAAAAACUUAAGAUAUAUAUUAAUAUCUAUUAUGCCUAAUUUAAAAGUUUUAAAUUAUAGUUGCAUAAAUAAAAAUGAGAGAAUAAAUUCAGAACGCUUUUUUAUAUCUUUGUACCAAAGGGAUCCAAUUGCAAAGAUUUUUAAUGAACCUGUUUUAAACAAAAAGCAUAGCGAUAGACUGGAAAAAAUGCAUUACAAGGCAACCGAAGACCAAGGAACUAACGAAAGAUCCAAGUCCAUACAAGGAAACGUAAUUAAUAUACAAAUUAUUCCAGAAUUUAUAAAUUCUCAAAAGUUUAACAUUAUAAAAAAAAAAGUUAAUAAAAACAUGAGCAUAAAGGACCUGAAAUAUUUGUGUUCAAGGCUAUACUCAAUUCCGAUUACCAAAAUAAAAAUGUUCUACACUGAUGAGAACAAUCCGUUAUGUAUAGAAAUCACCGAUACAAAUUCCAGUUUGUAUACAUACGGAAUUGAAGAUAAUUCAAAAAUAAAAAUACAAACCGAGGAUUAG